Messenger RNA from Orbilia oligospora ATCC 24927, 666 nucleotides. RefSeq lists its product as uncharacterized. The coding region runs from base 1 to 666 and encodes 221 amino acids. The transcript has a single exon. Lineage: Eukaryota; Fungi; Ascomycota; Orbiliomycetes; Orbiliales; Orbiliaceae. The record is from RefSeq and is a predicted model, not a curated record.
AUGUCGACCAUAGGAAGGAAGCAAAAGUCUAUGAAACAAAAUGCCAAAAAAUGCAAUAGCGCUAUACUCAACCAGCAAGCAGUAAGCGCUUCAAAUCCGGUUGCUCACCAAACGCCUAUACUUUAUUCUUCAAACCAACGACAAUCUUCCAAAAGGCACUGCCAAUGUGGGCGUAAUUGCUUUGAAAUUAUGGGGAGACCUGCGUUCUUUGUGGCACCGAUAGCUUCAAGCCAUACCCAAAGCGAGUGGGCCCAUAUGGGUACACCAUACGCUGAAAAUAUGAUCGGAUCGACGUUAAUACCUGUGUAUCCUCUAUACGAGACAUCGGGAAGCGGUCAGCAAUAUGUGCAAUAUACAAGUCCGGCUUCCAUUGGAGCAGAUUCACCGUCUCUCGAAGGGAGUAUCGUCGAAAAUGCAACAUCUCCAUCCGAUUUUCAAGACUACAACAUUGGGUCUAACGAACUUGAAUCCAUCGAUGAUAUGUCCGAAUACUUGGAUGGACUCAGUAGCGAUCCGGCUCUCGAGGAUAAUCUCGAUGGCUUGACCUCUGGGAACCCUUUGCUAGGGUGGGGUCCUGGUUGGGAUCCCGAAGCAAUUCUUUUUAGUGGGUCCGAAACUAAUGGAGCUAUAUUUGAUUUUAAUGACAAUUCAGCUAGAACGGCAUAG